CGCCCCCAAGGCGCCGGAAGUGGAGUGUGGAGCCGCGUCGCGGGCUGUCAGUCUCUGUGGCUCCGAGCCGGCGCCGUCGCAGGACUCGCCCGGGCAGCGCGGGCGGCUCUGGGCCCCUCGGGCUCUGCGGUCCAGAGGGCACCAUGGACAACAAGGAGUUAAUCGGAUACUUUAAGUCUCAGAUGAAAGAAAACCAUGACACAGCCUCAGCAGUGGCUGCCAUUCGGACUUUGCUGGAGUUCUUGAAGAGAGAUAAAGGGGAGACAAUCCAGGGCCUGAGAGCGAAUCUCACCAGUGCCAUAGAAACCCUGUGUGGCGUGGACUCCUCGGUGGCCGUGUCCUCGGGUGGGGAGCUCUUCCUGCGCUUCAUCAGCCUCACGUCCCUGGAAUACUCUGAUUACUCCAAAUGUAAAAAGAUCAUGAUUGAGCGAGGAGAGCUUUUUCUCAGGAGAAUAUCACUGUCGAGAAGUAAAAUUGCAGAUCUGUGCCAUACUUUCAUCAAAGAUGGGGCGAGAAUAUUAACUCACGCCUACUCCAGAGUGGUCCUGAGAGUCUUGGAGGCAGCUGUGAAGGCCAAGAAGCGUUUCAGUGUGUACAUCACAGAGUCACAGCCUGACCUAUCCGGUAAGAAAAUGGCCAAAGCCCUCUGCCACCUCAACGUCCCCGUCACCGUGGUCCUGGAUGCUGCUGUUGGCUAUGUCAUGGAGAAAGUGGAUCUCGUCAUAGUUGGUGCUGAAGGAGUUGUUGAAAACGGAGGAAUUAUUAACAAGAUUGGAACCAAGCAGAUGGCCGUGUGUGCCAAAGCACAGAACAAGCCUUUCUACGUGGUUGCAGAAAGCUUCAAGUUUGUACGGCUCUUCCCACUAAACCAGGAAGACGUCCCAGAUAAGUUUAAGUACAAGGCAGACACUCUGAAGUCGGCACAGACUGGACAAGACCUCAGAGAGGAGCACCCGUGGGUCGACUACACCGCCCCUUCCUUAAUAACACUGCUGUUUACAGACCUGGGGGUGCUGACACCCUCAGCAGUCAGCGACGAACUCAUCAAGCUGUAUCUGUGACCACUGGGUCCUUUCCUGCCACGUGCAACUGAUGUAGUUGGGACAGGAAAUAUGAGUUCAAUUAUUGGCCACUUAACUGAUGAAAGAAGACGUGCCCAGGUCUCCCUCCCUUCAUCUUCCCCGCACUCCAGACUGAUCUGCCAAAAGCAUCAAAGAGCUGCAAGACUGAAAAACCAGUGUGGCCAGUUAGCUCAUGUGGUUAGAGCACAGUGCUCCUAACACCAAGGUUGCUGGUUCGAUCCCCACAUGGGCCACUGAGCUGCACCCUCCAC
Molecule: messenger RNA, 1333 nt
Organism: Hipposideros armiger (great roundleaf bat)
Lineage: Eukaryota; Metazoa; Chordata; Mammalia; Chiroptera; Hipposideridae
Gene: EIF2B1
Product: eukaryotic translation initiation factor 2B subunit alpha
Exons: 10
Coding region: 144-1061 (305 amino acids)
Biological process (GO): translational initiation
Cellular component (GO): eukaryotic translation initiation factor 2B complex
Molecular function (GO): guanyl-nucleotide exchange factor activity; translation initiation factor activity
Source: RefSeq, a predicted model, not a curated record